Molecule: messenger RNA, 1075 nt
Organism: Phanerochaete carnosa HHB-10118-sp
Lineage: Eukaryota; Fungi; Basidiomycota; Agaricomycetes; Polyporales; Phanerochaetaceae
Exons: 1
Coding region: 346-864 (172 amino acids)
Source: RefSeq, a predicted model, not a curated record
CGCUUUGCGACGUGCUGAGCAUGUUUGGUUCGUUGCGGGCCUUGGUCUUGCGCAAUCUGCACCAAUGGGUAGGGGAUUUCGUCAAACCCCCUCCCCCUAUCAAGUGGCAGGCCUGGACCUUGCCGCGGCCGUCUUCACUCGUCUUGGACACCAUCACCCUCAGGACAUUCCCACAUAAGAAGACUGGCAUUCUGGAGUCAAUCAGAGACCUAGAUGUCAUGCGGUUAGGGUAUCAGUGGCCGGCCGCCGACAUCAUCCGGUCCUGUAAUCGCGGCCUGAAAAAGCUGAGUAUUGCUCUGGACUAUGAGCUAUACCAGGUCCGUGGUAAAGAGCUGGUGCGCAGGCAUGGUAUGUAUUGUAUUUGCCGGCAUCGUCGUCGUUAAUCUCAAUGCCCCUCGUUGCUCUCCAUGCACAGGUUAUGUGGUGCAUGACCUGUCACCAUUCCACGCGCUGAAGGUCCUGGUGCUGGGUAUUAAACCCCGAGUGGAGUUGGUGCCUUACUAUUCAGGCGAGCCUUUAGAAGAUCCGCACGAAGCGAUCGAAAUAGCAACGGCGACAAUUCGUACACUUGCCGACAGCGCAUCCCUCGACUACAUCGAGCUCCGCUUCUGGAAAUGUCAAAGUAAUUUUCCCAACUUGAAGAAGGUGUUUAACCAGGCUGGGGAUCAAGUUGCAGUGCUCGAGUCCAUACUGCUGCAUUGCGUGGAGGCGGGGCGUGUCAGCCAUGUGCGGCUUAGGCUGUAUGGGGGGGACUACGCAAAUCUGGAGUUCUCUCCGACAGCUCUCUUCCCUUCUUCAGACUACGCUUCUACUCUCUUCCCGGAGCUCUUUGAGCAUGGUGUUCUCUAUGCAUACGACGGUUAGAACGGGGACAGAAAGCAAUUGGAGGCCGGAUCAUCUUCGAGCGUCAACGAUACAGUCACUGCAGCGCCUCUUCCUGUCAAUCGUCGGUUUGACGUUCUCGUGGUCUUUCAAGUGUACUUCAGUGGUUCGCUGCUCUUAGUGUACCGCUGAAAAGAUGUAAAUUCAACAGAAAUUUCCCAUUAGUCAAAUGAUAUCACAGUAACCUUUCAAA